Diorhabda sublineata is the source of this 6785-nucleotide messenger RNA. It is a transcript of the gene Usp12-46, whose product is annotated as ubiquitin carboxyl-terminal hydrolase 46. Gene Ontology annotation, molecular function: cysteine-type deubiquitinase activity; cysteine-type endopeptidase activity. The transcript is spliced from 8 exons. Gene Ontology annotation, biological process: protein deubiquitination. Bases 129 to 1208 code for a protein of 359 amino acids. Lineage: Eukaryota; Metazoa; Arthropoda; Insecta; Coleoptera; Chrysomelidae. Gene Ontology annotation, cellular component: nucleus; cytosol. The record is from RefSeq and is a predicted model, not a curated record.
AACGAACGUUGGUGAAUUUGUUUAACAUCUGUCAACCGUCAAAAUGCGAUAAAUGGAAAUGUCUCGUUCACUAAUUGUGUUAAUUUCGCACAUUUUCAACCCAAAAGUUAUGGAUUAGCUACUAAAAUAUGGGUGCAAAUAUUUCCCAAUUGGAACGAGAUAUUGGUUCAGAACAAUUUCCUUGCAACGAGCACUACUUUGGUUUAGUUAAUUUUGGGAAUACAUGUUACAGUAACUCAGUGCUUCAAGCUUUGUAUUUUUGUAAACCAUUUAGAGAUAAAGUUUUAGAAUAUAAAGCAAAGAAUAAAAGGACUAAAGAGACAUUACUUACAUGUCUCGCAGACCUUUUUCACAGUAUAGCCACCCAGAAAAAAAAAGUAGGAUCUAUAGCACCAAAAAAAUUUAUAGCAAGGCUACGAAAAGAAAAAGAGGAAUUUGAUAACUAUAUGCAGCAGGAUGCACAUGAAUUUUUAAAUUUUCUCAUCAACCACAUUAGUGAAAUUAUACUAGCUGAAAGGCAGCAAAACUCAACUACAAAUAAUGUCAAAUCAAAAGCUUCGGGCGAAAAUGGUACUACCCAUAGUCCGCCCGAGCCAACGUGGGUUCAUGAAAUUUUUCAGGGUAUUUUGACCAGUGAGACGAGAUGUUUGAAUUGCGAGAACGUCAGUAGCAAAGACGAAGACUUUUUCGAUUUGCAAGUAGACAUCGAACAGAAUACUAGCAUAACACAUUGCCUGCGGUGUUUCAGUAAUACCGAAACGUUAUGUAGCGAUAACAAGUUCAAAUGUGAUAACUGCAGCAGUUACCAAGAGGCGCAGAAAUGUAUGCGCGUUAAAAAAUUACCUAUGAUACUAGCAUUACACCUCAAAAGGUUCAAAUAUGUCGAACAGUACAAUAGACAUAUUAAAGUUUCUCACAGAGUGGUCUUUCCUUUAGAACUUAGGUUAUUUAAUACGUCUGAUGAUGCACUGAAUCCAGAUAGACUUUAUGAUCUUGUAGCUGUUGUGAUACAUUGUGGUAGCGGACCUAAUAGAGGACAUUAUAUAAGCAUCGUUAAAAGCCACGGGUUUUGGCUACUUUUUGACGAUGAUCAAGUCGAUAAAAUUGACGCUUCUACGAUAGAAGACUUCUACGGCCUCACAGCAGACACCCAAAAAUCAUCCGAAACUGGUUACAUUCUGUUCUACCAAAGCCGAGAAAGCUUAUGAACUCUAAGAGUGCAUCUCGCCUUAUCGGAAAGGGAGGGCGUUUCCUCUCUCUCUAGAAGUACAAAUAACCCCCUCCCUAUCUCAAUAUCUCUGAUAAUUCCAGUUCAGGCCAGUUCCCGGAGUAUAUUUUUAUCACUUUGAAAUGCAACGCUGUUUUCGCCAGUUGUAUAAAUGGUAAUUGGGUGAAAAAAAAUGACCUUGUGUUUCUUUUUAUAUGUUAUACAUAUAUUAAUAUAUAAAUGACAUUAUCUAAUGUCCUGAAGACAAGUGUUUCUCGGAUUUGUCCGAGAAGCACCUCAAAUAAAUUAUGUAUUAUAGAUAGUAGAUGUUACUUAAAUUGUGCCCUGGGCUUUUUUUCUUGUUUGCUCUCUUCGUUUAUACAAUUGCGCGAUUAAAUAAUGUCGCAUUACUUGAAAUUCUCUAGGAAAUGGUCCUAGCGAAGAUAAAAGAAUUUUUAGAAUAUCGAAACUUCGAAAUGACAACUUUGACACUUUCUAGUCAUUAUUUAUUACGUUCAAUUCAAACUGCGAUGCAAAAAAAUGAAUCGAUGAAUUUUCAAUGCUCAGAAUUUUUGAUUGAUGAUGUUUCGAUAUUGUACGAAUUAUACCCAAAUAAGUGGUAAAAAAAGUUGUAAAAAGAUCCCUAAGUUAUUUAUUAUGUUUUUAUUAUAUUUAUUUUUUUUAAAAAAAGCAAACUUUUUAGUUGUUAUUUAGAACUGUACUGUGAAAGUUGCACUUGUAUAUUUUUUUAUAUUGUUUUUGUAAUUAUUUUUUAAGGGAGUCUCGGGAUGUUUUAACAUAUUUAUUUCGAGUUUUUUGUACUACAGUCAACUCUAGAUUAUCCGCGAAAUUAUAAAAAAAACAAAUUUACACAAAUAAGCAUUUGAUGAGGUAUACAAAUUUAAUUAUUUAGAAAUUAGGUCAAAAUUUUCUUUAUUUAGUAUUGGAUUUUUCAUCACAAAGUGUUGUGCUAUCCUGUAAAUACUGAAUAAGACAUGAACUAAAGUUGCGUCGUGGCUCACUUUCUUUUAUACCUUAUCUUAUCUUCAUUGCUCUUUUCCAAAUUCAUUCCUAACUCUUCUUUUACAAUUUGUUUUCAGGUGUUUGAAGUCUGGAUGAUUAGUUUCAUAAUCAUUCAUUUUAUCUUCAUCAAAAUUUUCUCUCCCAUCUCUCCCAGUUUUCCAUGAAAUGGAAACUUUUUUUUUCUUUUCAGAUUCUACCAAAGAUUUUAUAAGAAAGCUGAUUUUUGAACUGACUUCUAGGUAUUGUUUACGUCGUGAAUGUCAUCCACAUUAUUUAAAAAACAUAAUCUUCCUUUUUAAUCCUUUUUGUCAGUAAUUUCGUUCUGUAUUUCUUUCUUAAUUGAAGCAAAUUGGGGGGUAAAAAUUGUUCCAUCUUCCCAAACAGCUUUCUGUGGUAAACUUUGAGAUUCUAUUAAAUGCUCUCUAACUUUAGGAUUGAAUUUCCAACCAUUUCUUAAAUAAAUAAAUUUGGUUCGUCCAUCUUUCAAUUUACAUAAUGUACUGGUAGGUUGUCAGCUCAUGUCACCUCGAAUGAUAUCGUUUAUGAGUUAGUCAUCAUUGUUAGACUUAUACCCCGGAGUUUGAUUUUCUCUUUGAAAGUUGCAAACAUUUCCAGAACAAUUAUGUUUUUAUCAACUUAUUUGUAAGAAAUUCAAUCUGAUUGAAGAAAUUGUUUAAAAUAACCUUUUAAACAAAGAAGGAUAAAGAAGGGGAAGGGGUUGAGAUUAAUAAUUAAAAUUUUAUGAAAUUCAUUCAUUGAAUUGAGAAUUAGAGUAAGAAGAAUUUAAAAUCGCAGUUAAUCGAGAGUUUAAUAUAAAUGAAUUGAUGUGAACUUAAUUAUUAGAUCAGGGUAGAAACUUUCAAAAUGAUAAAAAGUAAAGAAAAUAAUAGUAGGAUGAAAACUAUCGGAAAAGAAGUAGAAUAUAAUAAAAAAGAGGGACAAAAUUAUUUGGGUAAUAAUAAAAUAUGAGAAUAAAAACUGAAAACUUUGUUAUUUCAAUUUUUCACAUCAAUUUUGAGGUUAUGUGAAUAAAGUGUAGAUUUUUUUUAUUAUCUACAACAUUGUCAUAAACCUUUUCUUGGCCUUAAAAGUCACUCUUUUUUCCGUACCGACCUCAGUUCGCCCGUAAAUUAUUUUUCCUUUCGUUUUUAUUACAUUCUCCUCUUUUUCCAAUGCGUUUCAUACUAUUAUUAUUUUUUUUUGGUUUCAAAAAUUAUCGACCCUGGUCUAUGUAUCAAAUUUGAUAACAAUAAACACGUUAAUGAUCAAUAUAAACUCUUCGGGCUUUAGAUAUCAAAUUUUUACAAAUGUCAUUUCUUAAUUCCAAUACUAUUUAAUAUUUAAACUGAUCCAAACACAAAAUUAGUUUUAUUUUUGGGUAAUUUUCAUCAACUACUGCUUAAAAUUAAUUGACAUUAACUGUUACAAUCUCUUCUUUCCAUGGGUGUACUCUACGGAUAUAAAUCUUCUUCCGGGUAGUUUCUGGUGUGUUCUUCAAGCCCAAAUGUAGUUGAUUGAAAAUGACUGUAAUUAGAAUAAUAUCCUCUCCUCUCCUUGGAAGGAUCUUUCUCCUAAAGUAGUAAGAUUUUGAUGAGAUCUUCUAAAGGAGUUCCAUCUGUAUAAAGAAGGAUGAGAGGUUUCAAAAAGUAGUUUCAUCGAUACAUUUGACAAAACGAAUGGUGAAAAUUUGUACUCGAAGCCAUUACCGUGUUUUAUGUUAUCAAAAAAUUCAAUUAUAUUGUGCCAUAUAAGAUUAUCGUGAGAAAUUAAACUGGCAUAUUGUUUUUAGUAUCAUGUCUAACAAUUAUCCAGUCUUUAAAUACUGAAACAAGAUUCUAUUUAUCCAAAAUUGGAGUGUUAGGGAAAAUAAAACUGAUGGUAAUAGUACAGAAAAAUAAGAAAGGAACUAAAAUUUUGAGGAGAUUAUCAAAUUAAAUCAUACAACUUUUUCAAAGGAUUAAGAGAAUCCUUCACGUCAAUUAUUCUGCGCCCAAUAUUAAAUUAUAGUAGAGAAUAGUAGACUAACUAUUCAAAUUAUAGGAAAAUCAACAGUAAAUGACUUUUUUUGAUCCAUUAUAUGCUGCAUUUUCUCGGCUUUUCAAUAUUUUUUUACUGAUAAAUCAUUGAAAUAGUCAAUCUCAUUGUUUUUGUAUAAUCUUUAUUAACGUUUUAAUAAGUUUUACAAAUGAGGUGAGGUGAGUUUUGAGGUGAAAAAAAGUUAUAGUGGCCGACAGGAAGACAUCAAGAUCUUGAGGUGCUUGACGGUGACCAAGUGUUCUGCUUAUCCGAAAUCAAAAAACCAAAUGGCAUUUUAAUUUUAAUAUUUAAGACUGAGGAUUGAAAUAGAAUGAAUUCUAAAUUACAAAAAUUGACUUUUUGAAAAUUAGAUUCUAUUUUUUACUCAUUUUUUCGCUCGUAGAAUAUAAAAAACUAUCGAAGCAAUCAUGAUAAUCCUAGUUCAAUCGCUGUCUUAUGACAUAUUAAAGAUGCCGUAUAAAUUUUAAUAAGAUCGGUCUAAUAGUUUUUGAAAUAUCGUGCUCACCGUUUCGAGAAAACGAGUUUGAAAGUUCUGCCACAGCCACAGCCACAGCAAAACUGGCGUCUUAGUCAAUAUUCGAAAGUGUCUUUCAACGGUCACGGCCUUUCUUUACUUGGACCUAAUUCACAAAAGAUUCAGGUUUAGGAAUAUAGGAGAUUCGGAGUAGCCCAGCGCGUGCCCAUUUCAGGGCUGUAACUUAUGAACCACUUCAAAUAUGGAAACUACUUUAGACGGAUAUCUGCCAAUAAUGUUCAUUCUCUCGACUAUUCCAUUCGAUUGUAAGUGUUAUACGGUCGCCUUGGUCUUCUCCAUUCCCAGCUGGUCACAGAUUUCCUGGAACAAAUGACUAGAAGUUUCUUUUUCGACCGUUGUGGAUUUCCAUUCAUUUAAACAGAAGCGUUAAUGAAUUCGAUUAAUAUUGAAUAGAAAGAACGCUUGAUUGUUUGCGAGGAUCCUUAUAAUAUAUAAUAUAACCAAAGUUACAAUUUUUUUUUUUUCGAUUAAAAAAACUUAAAAAUUAUAAAAGAUCUGAUAAAAAUAUGAAUUCAACUGUCUUGAUAGAUCAAAUAUUACUAAUAUGUGGAUAAAUAGAUUGUUUCAAACAAAUCGAAUAACAUUCCAUAUUUCUAAUUCAUUUUUAGAAUGAUCACUACAAAAAAAAUUCCUUCCCUAUUAAUUGGUUUUCUUCACACGCGUCAAGAAAGAUUUUUGUUUCACCACGUAUUUAAAUAAACAAAUAUAAUAAAGACAUGAUGUGACAUUUGUAAACUAACCUCACGGUACCAAAACCGGUUAUUUUUGAGUUAACCCUCGUAAUAAUAUUUGUUUAUUUAUUGGAUAUUACAAAAUUUUUAUAGAAAAUUAUGGGCUACAUUUUGUAUUUUAAAUGGUUACUUUAUUUAUUUCUAAUCUGCUUCAGACGUUCAAUAAAAAUUAAAUAUUUGAUUUUUUUGUAGUGGUAUCUAUCCAAAUUAUAUUUUUUUACUUAGUAAUUUAAAUGUGCGACUUUUACACAACAUUCUGUAACGUGAUGUUCUUUAGAUAUUAACACAGGUAUCCUUAAGAUUAUUUAAAGAAAAUAAUUAAAUGGAAGAUAUAGAGCACGUGGUAAUCCCUAAUAUUAAAUAUACCUCAGUCAAAUUGGGUUUUUAACAAAAAAGUUUUGAUUUCUUUGAUAUUCAUAUAUAUAUUAUAUAUAUAUAUAUAUAUAUAUAUAUAUAUAUAUAUAUAUAUAUAUAUAUAUAUAUAUUGAAAUUUCAAACCCCUGUCUAAUUGUCAAUUAUUGGAAACCUGUGCAAAUAUAUUUAGAAACCGACUUUAAUAUAGCCUCAAAAAGGUAACAGUAAGAAUUAUGUGAAAUAGAACAAGUUUUGGUGGAAAGUUUGUUUUUUGUCAAAAAAAAGUUAUUUUGUUGCCCCUUUUUCAAAUUUAGUUAGAUCCGCAGUACCUUUUACCAGCUUAUAAAAUGUUCUGGACUGUUUCAAAGACCACUUUUUAACAAUUUGUUGAUAAUGAAAUUUAUUAAACAGCUUACAGUCAGUAAUUAAAUAGAAAUAACAAAUCAACUAUAUUUGAUUUGAAAUUUUUCUCAAAAAAAUUCCGAGUAUUCAGCAACAAAAUGAAUUUACUAUAAUUUAAUAUAGUUAUGUAAUUAAUGAUUCCUCCAACGAAAUUUUGUCUUCUUAUUGUUAGCUUUUUAGAGUUUAUAAACUGCUGUUGAACAAGUGAAAGUGUUCAUUGGUAGUAUGAAUUUGUUUUCAUUUCAACUUUCCAGUCAUUUACCAACAUUUCAUGUAUUUAGCAAUAAUUAUUCCAAGAUGCCUGUUUUCUAACAUCAAAGGUUGUAAACCUUGAUGAAGGAAUGUCAUUUCUAUUAGUUUUUCUCUUCAAUCAAAUGUAGGUACCUAUGUUGAAGAAAACAAAUUUAUUUUACCCUAAAUUGUUUUCAUAAAUGAUGUCAAAAAUAACUAGUGCAUUAAUAUCGAAAUAUACUGCUAUGCAGAUUUUAUUUUUGUU